AUGUCUGACACGAAGAACGUCGCGCCAACGCCAACUGAGGGCGACCUCGACCAACAGUCCUCGCAAACGUCGGGUCCUGUCAACGCGGUUCCUUCCCGCGAUCCUACCCCAGCAACGUCGGCUGCUCAACAGAGCGACAACAUUGCCCAUGCCUUGGCCGGCGCAGGUGGGGGCCUGCUUGCCAUGACCUUGACCUACCCCUUGAUCACCCUGUCAACCCGUGCUCAGGUCGAGUCCAAGAGAGCAGACACUUCUACAUUGGCAGCGAUCAAGCAUAUCAUCAAUCGCGAGGGGCUAGGUGGUCUGUACGCGGGGCUCGACAGCGCUCUGUUCGGCAUCUCUGUCACCAACUUCGUCUACUACUACUGGUACGAAUGGACUCGAGCAUUCUUCGAGAAAGCCGCCAUCACGGCCGGCCGCGCAAGCAAGAAGCUCACGACCGUCGAGAGCAUGAUCGCCGGUGCCAUCGCCGGCUCGGCCACGGUCUUGCUGACCAAUCCCAUAUGGGUUGUCAAUACAAGAAUGACUGCUCGAAAGAGUGACUCUAGCGAGGACCAGCUGCCAGGUGGUGAAAAGAGGUCCAGCAAGAAGCAGAGCACAAUCGGAACCUUGAUGAGCCUUGUACGAGACGAGGGUCCGUCCUCCCUCUUCGCUGGGGUCCUCCCGGCUCUGGUCCUCGUGAUCAACCCCAUCUUACAAUAUACUAUCUACGAGCAGCUCAGAAAUAUUAUCGAAAAGCGGAGGAAGGUGGGUCCAAGGGAUGCUUUUUACCUUGGAGCAAUCGGCAAGCUGCUGGCCACCACCAUCACAUACCCGUAUAUCACUGUCAAGUCGAGAGCUCAUGUCGCCACAAAAGAUGACCCACAUGAGGGAAUGUGGAAGAGCUUGAACAAGAUCGUCAAGGACGAGGGUUAUAGUGGGCUGUACAAAGGUAUCGUGCCCAAAGUCAGCCAGAGCGUUUUGACGGCCGCUUUCCUCUUUGCAUUCAAGGAUGUCUUGUACGACUGGACCGUCGCCGCAAGGAGGAAGGCAAAUGCCAUCAAAGCAUAA
Molecule: messenger RNA, 1050 nt
Organism: Cladophialophora yegresii CBS 114405
Lineage: Eukaryota; Fungi; Ascomycota; Eurotiomycetes; Chaetothyriales; Herpotrichiellaceae
Exons: 2
Coding region: 1-1050 (349 amino acids)
Cellular component (GO): peroxisomal membrane
Molecular function (GO): ATP transmembrane transporter activity; ADP transmembrane transporter activity; FAD transmembrane transporter activity
Source: RefSeq, a predicted model, not a curated record